Messenger RNA from Sphaeramia orbicularis (orbiculate cardinalfish), 8082 nucleotides. Its product is annotated as receptor-type tyrosine-protein phosphatase F-like. Gene Ontology annotation, molecular function: protein tyrosine phosphatase activity; protein binding. The record is from RefSeq and is a predicted model, not a curated record. Lineage: Eukaryota; Metazoa; Chordata; Actinopteri; Kurtiformes; Apogonidae. Gene Ontology annotation, biological process: protein dephosphorylation.
AGGGAGAGACGUACCCACUCCCUCACCUUCCACGGCUCUUCCAGGACGAACACGGUUAAUAGACGGACCCCGGUGUGCGGACUGGCGCGUGCGAAUUAACUUGUAAUUGAAGAAUUGCGCUCGAAAUUGAAUUUCUACUUCGUGUCUCUCCAGCGAGGGCAACGACAGAGAACAGUUGAGCGAAGCUGACGUUAACCCGUUCCACAGGGGAGAGAGAGACACGGGAGCUGCCACGAAUAGAUCCAGUCUACGACCCCGGUCGGCCGGGAUAAGACCUCGUGCUCCUCCGCUCGUGGACUCCUUUACCUUUUUCCCCCUCGCGCUUCUUCUACAGUCUGGGUUGGUUCUAAACUGUUGUGUUUUUUUUUUUUUUUUUUGGCUGUUGGUUACUGAAGUGGAUUUUCGUGCUUGUUACAAACUGAAGACGGGACUAAAUCGCAGUGGUUCGGAGAAGGAGAGAAAUGCCAACGGCGGUGACAAAGAGGAGAUUCAGUGUUAGUCUUUGAUCCUGUCAGAGUGGGACGUGUCUAGCAGGGGACUGAGGAGGAGGCAGUGCCAACCUGGAACAUGGUGCCUAAUAUUCACCUGAUAGUGCCCCUCGUGCCCAGAGGGGCGUUGCGGUUCCUGCUUCUUCUCAGCUGCGUGGUGUUCUUCUCUCUAGCAGACAGUUUGCCGAGUUUUGUCAAAUCCCCCGAGGACCAGACAGGGAUCUCGGGAGGCGUUGCGUCGUUUGUGUGCCAGGCCACCGGGGAGCCCAAACCCAGAAUCACCUGGAUGAAGAAAGGCAAAAAAGUCAGCUCGCAGCGCUUCGAGGUGAUUGAGUUUGAUGACGGUUCGGGCUCCGUACUGCGGAUCCAGCCGCUGCGCACACACCGAGAUGAAGCUAUUUACGAGUGCACAGCCACCAACAGCGCCGGUGACAUCAACACCAGCGCCAAGCUCACUGUGCUUGAAGAGAACCAGAUCCCUCAUGGUUUCCCCACCAUAGAUAUGGGCCCCCAGUUGAAGGUGGUGGAAAAGACCAGGACGGCCACCAUGCUGUGUGCUGCCAGCGGGAACCCAGAUCCAGAAAUCUCUUGGUUCAAGGACAUGCUGCCAGUGGACAUCAGCAGCAGCAACGGGCGAAUAAAACAGCUCCGCUCAGGAGCUCUGCAGAUUGAGAACAGCGAGGAGUCAGACCAGGGGAAGUACGAAUGUGUCGCCAUGAACAGCGCUGGGACCCGUUACUCUGCCCCCGCCAACCUCUACGUACGAGUGCGAAGAGUCCCACCCAGAUUCUCCAUUCCACCCACAAACCAAGAGGUGAUGCCUGGUGGAAGUGUCAACCUAACGUGCGUGGCAGUGGGCUCGCCCAUGCCCUACGUCAAAUGGACGAUGGGUUCGGUGGACCUGACCAAGGAGGAAGAGAUGCCAAUGGGACGCAACGUUCUGGAGGUUACCAACAUCCGCGAGUCGGCCAACUAUAGUUGUGUGGCCAUCUCCUCCCUGGGCAUGAUCGAAGCCACUGCUCAGGUCACAGUGAAAGCAUUGCCAAAGCCCCCAACUUCACUCAUUGUGACGGAGACCACAGCCACUAGUGUGACUCUGACUUGGGACUCUGGAAACCCAGAACCUGUGUCAUACUACAUGAUCCAGUACAAAGCCAAGACGUCAGACAACGGCUUUCAGGAAGUGGAAGGAGUGGCUACAACCCGUUACAGCAUCGGUGGACUUAGCCCCUAUUCUGAGUAUGAGUUUCGUGUCAUGGCCGUCAACAACAUCGGCCGGGGACCACCUAGUGACCCUGUGGAGACACGUACAGGUGAACAGGCCCCCUCCUCGCCGCCCCUGCACGUCCAAGCCCGUAUGCUGAGCGCCAGUACCAUGCUAGUCCAGUGGGAACCACCCGAGGAACCCAACGGGCAAAUCCGAGGCUACCGGGUGUACUACAGCUCGGACCUGACAGCUCCGCUCAGUGCUUGGCAGAAGCACAACACGGAUGACAGCAGCUUGACAACCAUCUCCGGCCUGACUCCUGAUAUCACCUACAGCCUGAGGGUGCUGGGCUUCACGUCUGUAGGUGAUGGGCCACCUUCUGACAUACUGCAAGUGAAAACACAGCAAGGAGUCCCUGCACAACCGUCCAGUUUUGAUGCCGAAGCUGAGCAGGACACCCGCAUCAUGCUAACGUGGCUGUGGCCUGUACAGGACCCCAUCACUAAGUAUGAGCUGCAGUACUGGGAGGCUGGAUCAGACAACAAGAUACAUGUCUCCUUCAACCCGACGGGUUCCCAUGCUGUAGAGGGUCUUAAACCAGACACUCUGUACCGUUUCUCCCUGGCAGCCCGUUCUGAAGUGGGUUUAGGUGUCUACACCCAGCCCAUUGAGGCUCGCACCGCCCAGUCCACCCCAUCAGCCCCCCCUCAGGAGGUCAACCUGGUUAGCCUGAGCUCCACCAGCCUCAAGGUGAGUUGGGUGGCUCCACCCGCCGCUAGUCGCCACGGCGCUAUCGUGCGCUACACAGUCAGCUACCAGGCCCUGGCCGGAGAGGACACGGAGCGACACGAGGUGACGGGCAUCGGUGCGGACGCCACCAGCUACGUGCUGGAGGGCCUGGAGAAGUGGACUGAGUAUCAGGUGUGGGUGAGGGCACACACUGACGUGGGCCCAGGCCCAGAGAGCGCCCCGGUGAGGAUGAGAACCAAAGAGGAUGUGCCCGGAGCGCCGCCCAGGAAGCUGGAGGUGGAGGCAAUAAACUCCACAGCGAUCCGGGUCACCUGGAAGCCACCGCUGCCGGGGAAGCAGCACGGCCAGAUCCGAGGCUACCAAGUGAUCUUCUCCCGGCUUGAAAACGGCGAACCGCGAGGCCAGCCUAACAUCAUGGAUGUGGCUUUGCCGGAGGCUCAGGAGGCCAUCAUCGGUGGACUGCAGUCUGAAACCACUUACUCUGUUACUGUGGCAGCGUACACCACCAAGGGAGAUGGAGCUCGGAGCAAAGCUAAAGUCAUCACUACGACUGGAGCAGUGCCAGGUAGACCCACUAUGAUGAUUAGCACCACCAUGGGCAACACAGCUCUGAUUCAGUGGCAGCCUCCUAAAGAAAUGGUGGGGGAGUUGAUUGGAUACCAACUGCAGUACAAGCGCGUUGACGAGGACUCCUACACUUCACGAGAGCUGAGGAAGACUGACGACCACUACACGGUGACCAACCUGCACAAAGGAGCCACCUAUGUCUUUCGCCUCAGCGCACGUAACCGCGCAGGCAUCGGCGAGGCCUACGUAAAGGAGAUCAGCACCCCGGAAGACGUUCCCUCUGGAUACCCACUCCAGCUGCAAGUAACAGGACUAACUCAGUCCAGCACCCAGCUGACGUGGCAGCCACCCGUUGUGUCCGAAAGGAAUGGAAAGAUCAUAUACUACGUGGUGGUGUACAGAGACAUCAACAGCCAGCAGAACAGCACAAACCGCACCUCCGACACGCACAUGACCAUCCACAGCCUUAAGCCUGACACCACCUACGACAUCCGGGUGCAGGCAUUCACCAGCAAGGGCGGGGGACCCCUCAGCCCCAGCAUCCAGAGUAGGACCAUGUCCAUUGAUUUUCCCACGCUAAACUUUGGUGUCAAAGCUAUCAUGAAAACAUCUGUCCUCCUCACCUGGGAUUUGCCACAAAACUACAAAUCCCAAGCACCUUUUAAGAUUUUGUACAACCAGCAAAGUGUGGAAGUACAAGGAAUCCUAAAGAGGAAGCUAAUCACACAGCUGCAGCCAGACACGGAUUACUCUUUUGUGCUGACAAGCAGGGGAAACAUUGCCGGGGGUCUACAGCAGCAGGUGUCCAUCCGCACUGCCCCUGACCUGAUCAAGACCAAACCCAUUAACAAUCCACAUCAGGCUACGGGUGGCAAAAUGACCAUAAACCUGCCCAAGGUCCAGACCAACACUCGUAUCAGGUGGUACUACAUCGUGGUGGUGCCGGUGUCCCCGUCGACGCGUAGGUGGAAGAAUCCAGACGAGAUGGACCUGGACGAGCUGCUGAAGUCAAAUGAUGGACCCGUACUGAGACGUCGUCGUCACCUGGACUCCUCUAAGCCUUACAUCGCCGCCAAGCUGGCCUCACUGCCGACUUCCUUCACCCUGGGCGAUGAGAAAACAUACAACGGCUUCUACAACAAGCCCCUAACUAGUCAGCAGGAUUAUCUGUGCUUUGUCUUGGCUGCGCUCCGAGAUGAACAGCAAGACUCCAGUGAUAAAUAUAUGACAUUUUCAGCCAGUCCGUACUCUGACGUAAUCCAGGUCUCGCCAAGCACCAUGGCUACAGGGAUGGAGAAACCUGAAAUGCUGUGGGUGAUGGGCCCAGUGCUGGCUGUGGUCCUGAUCAUCGCUAUCGUCAUCGCCAUCCUGCUCUUUAAAAAAAAGCGGGCAUCGCCUCUACCCAAAGAUGAGCACUCAGGAGGUGUAAAAGAUUCCCUGUUGGCCAACUCCUCUGACCCUGUGGAGAUGAGAAGACUCAACUACCAGACUCCAGGAAUGAGGGAGCACCCACCCAUUCCCGUUGCCGACCUGGCUGACCACAUAGAGCGACUGAAGGCGAACGACGGCCUUCGCUUCUCCCAGGAGUACGAGUCCAUUGAUCCAGGCCAACAGUUUACCUGGGAGAACUCCAACAUGGAAGUCAACAAGCCAAAGAAUCGCUAUGCAAACGUCAUCGCCUAUGACCACUCCAGAGUGGUGCUUACUUCUGUUGAUGCUGUUCCAGGCAGCGACUACAUCAAUGCCAACUACAUUGACGGCUACAGGAAGCAGAAUGCCUACAUUGCCACCCAGGGGCCUCUGCCAGAGACACUGAGCGACUUCUGGAGGAUGGUGUGGGAGCAGAGAUCCAAUACCAUUGUCAUGAUGACCAGACUGGAGGAGAAGUCACGGGUGAAGUGUGACCAGUACUGGCCGUCACGAGGAACAGAGACCUACGGGAUGAUCCAGGUCACCAUGCUGGACACUGUCGAGUUGGCUACGUACAGCGUCCGCACUUUCGCCCUCUACAAGAAUGGCUCCAGUGAAAAGAGAGAGGUGCGUCAGUUCCAGUUCAUGGCCUGGCCAGAUCAUGGUGUGCCAGAGUACCCCACGCCCAUUCUGGCCUUCCUAAGGCGGGUAAAGGCCUGCAACCCUCCAGAUGCUGGGCCCAUGGUGGUUCACUGCAGUGCGGGCGUGGGCAGGACCGGCUGUUUUAUUGUCAUCGAUGCCAUGCUGGAGCGCAUGAAGCAUGAGAAGUCUGUGGACAUAUAUGGACACGUGACGUGCAUGCGCGCCCAGAGGAACUACAUGGUCCAAACCGAGGACCAGUACAUCUUCAUCCACGAAGCCCUGCUGGAGGCCGCCACCUGUGGAAACACCGAGGUGCCAGCACGUAACCUGUACGCCCAUAUCCAGAAACUCACCCAGCCCCCGACCGGUGAAACGGUCACAGCCAUGGAGCUGGAGUUCAAGAGACUGGCCAACUCCAAAGCCCACACAUCACGCUUCAUCAGCGCCAACCUACCCUGCAACAAGUUCAAGAAUCGCCUGGUCAACAUUAUGCCCUUUUGAGGUCCCACCCGUGUCUGCCUGCAAGCCACUCCGGGUGUCGAGGGCUCCGACUACAUCAACGCCAGCUGCAUCGAUGGCUACAGGCAGAAGGCUUACCUGGCCACACAGGGCCCCUUGUCUGAGACCACAGAGGACUUCUGGAGGAUGCUGUGGGAGCACAACUCCACCAUCGUCGUUAUGCUCACCAAGCUACGAGAGAUGGGCCGGGAGAAGUGCCAUCAGUACUGGCCGGCCGAGCGUUCAGCCAGGUACCAGUACUUUGUGGUGGAUCCGAUGGCUGAGUACAACAUGCCCCAGUACAUCCUCAGAGAGUUCAAAGUCACAGAUGCCAGGGAUGGUCAGUCCAGAACAAUCCGCCAAUCGUUCACUGACUGGCCUGAGCAGUGUGCCAAAAACUGGGAGGGCUUCAUUGAUUUUAUUGGACAAGUGCACAAAACCAAGGAACAGUUUGGACAGGACGGACCAAUCACGGUACAUUGCAGUGCUGGGGUGGGCAGGACUGGAGUCUUCAUCACCCUCAGCAUCGUACUGGAGAGGAUGAGGUACGAGGGCGUGGUCGACCUGUUCCAGACCGUGAAGACUCUUCGCACCCAGAGACCUGCCAUGGUGCAGACAGAGGACCAGUACCAGUUGUGCUACCGGGCACUGGAGUACCUGGGAAGCUUUGACCACUAUGCAACGUAACCACUCCCACCGAACAGCCUCCCUGGUCUGACCUCUCAGGAGUGUGCCAAGUGUCCCAUCUCAGCCGCCAUCCACUCACUUGACCCCCCCCCCAAGCCCUUGAAACCCCGCCCCCUCGCAGCUGCCAGAGGGGAGAGGACAAAGGGACACGCUUAAGACCCGCCAACGGGUUUCAACCAAUCACAGAGAUCCACGCCAACUUAACAAGCCGACCGACCGACCGACAAAACCACACGAGUUUUGCUUUAAAACUAAAACCAGAACCGCGACGGAGACUCUGAAUCUGAACAGUUGUACAGACGCCAUGACGCAGACGGUCAGCUGACCUCUGCGCUCUGUCCAGCCAACCUCCCUGAUUGUCAAAGGCUACUGGUAGCACUAAGAGAGGCUUCUCUCUGUCUUUUUGUUAAUUUUAUUGUCAAUAUUCUGAUUCAUUAUGUCAAAUGUUAUUGUCUAGUAUACAUUAUGUUGUUUUUAUUAAUCAUUUUAACAUCAGACAUUUACUCUGUCUUAAACUGCCCAGUCUGGGUUGUGCAUUAAUGUCAAACAUCAGUACUUUUUUUGUUUUUAUUUUAGGGUACUUUAGCACAAGGGACAUGUGUUUUGAACAUGUUCCUCGGUACUAAUCCAGGAGGACCACUGUUCUCUGAGCUGCUCAUGGGUUUCUUUGGUCUUGUGUUAUUCAUAUCGUGUGUUGCUUUGGUCUUAUUCAGUUCAACACCACAUUAGGAAAUUGCCUUUUUACUUGCCGUUAACGAUAAAGACAACUGAUUUCAGAGCACACAAACCCGCAAAAGUCCUGUAAAUGUGGUAGCUAGUUGAAAAAACAAGUGAAUUAGCUAACAAGAGACUAAAUCAGCGAUGUACAGAAAUGGAAAGCACAUGAUUUCUACAUGAUUUUUGUUUUUUCAUCAGAAGCCUAUGGUAUUGAGGCCUUCAUGCUCCACAGCGGAGAAUUACCUGAGGAAAACAGACUUUUGUACCCAAAGGGUAGUCGACACAAAUCGAAUUAAACACACACAAACUGCCCUGAUCUCUGAAUCUUGUUCAAGUCCCUCCCAUCUCCUCGCUGCCCAUUAGCCUGAUCCAUUUGCUGGAGUUGAACCAAACGGAGCAUAAGGAGCGGACGUGGGCUGAGGAGUCGAGCCAUCAACGCUUGCACCUGUACAGAAUCAACCAUUCCUACCAGAAGGAAAGAGACUCAGCCCUUUGGACUGAAACCUGAUAUUAUUUUAUACAGAAAUAGAACUAAAUAUAUAUAAAUAUAUAUAUAAAUUAUGAUUGAUUAUAUAUACAAUUACAUAGAUAUAUACACAGCUUCAAAGUAUAUUGUUAAAAGGAUUCAUUCUGCUGAUCUAGCGACCCUGGAGAGUGUGCAGGAGCCUGCUGUCCUAGAGUGUGUAUUAAUGGAACACCAUUGUAUCUACUGUGCUACCAUAGUAACUUUGACAGCUGGUUGUCCGUCUGAAUGAGGAAAAACAGCACAACCCUCCCCCCCCCCCACCCAUCAGAAGGGGCUGACUCCGCCUCCAGCACGCACAUCGACCUCCCCACAGACCACAGGAGGUGGAGCAUCUGACCUGAGGCCCCGGGUGUGGCGGUGGCGGUGGCGGCGGGCGGCGGCGAUGGAAGGGAGGGAGGGGGGACUUGAAAAACGCUGGCGAAAAACAAAUAUGUUCAUUUUUACCUUGUGAAUGCUUAGUGCUGUAGGGGUUUGAUCUGUUGUACACAGUCUGUUUUCUAUUUGUUGAUAAAGAACUGGAAUUUAAAAAGAAACUGUUGAUGAAAAAUCGUUGAUGUUAAUAAAGUUAAAUAAUUGGGUUUUUGUACAAA